GGCGGCGUAGGCAGGCGCUGACGUCAGCUGGCGGCGCGCUGCCCGCACUGCGGCACCCAGAGGGUGCUCAGAGCCCGGGUGGCCGGCGGCAGGGGUGGUAGCGCGGUCGCCUAGCUCUCAGCCCCACCCCGCACGGUCCCGGCGUCAGCUCCGGCGGGACCCUCUGUGGGCAGGUCUGCGCCCUCUUCUCCGGUGUCAACCUGGUGCUGAAUCUUGAACCCGUGAAAUACCUUCUUAAUUACAUCUGAGAAAAGGAUCCUGAUUGAAUCAGUGCUUUACGCUAUAACUCAAUGCUCUCCAUGAAGCUGAGAUAUGCCCACUGUUGAGAGUGAAGCAAAGGUGAAGACCAAAGUUCGCUUUGAGGAAUUGCUUAAGGCCCACAAUGAUCUAAUACGUGAAAGAAAAAAACCGAAGAAAAAAAUUGGCAAAUCUGGAGAAAAAAUCUCACUUGAUGCUGUUAGAAGCAAUCUUCAGAAAAUCAGGGAAACUAAAAGUGACGAUAUAAGUGCUGCUAACACUAAGAACCCAGGGAAGAACAUGCGAGUCACUAAAAACAAACCAAGAGAUUCGCAGCCAGCAACUGAAGAUCCAGAUAAUGAUGUUAAUGUGGAGGACGACAAGCAAGAAAAGGCAAAUAAAAAGGUUAUAAAAACAGCACUCCAGGUGACAGCACAAGAAGUGGAGCCGGAAACUCCUGAGAAGAAGGCGGAUGCAACACCCCAGAAAGCGCGGACCAAGCCACUGCCAGGUGUCACUCGUGAGAAAAGUGAGAAGGCCAAGGAAGGAGAAAAUAGCUUAGAUGAGGAAGAACUGAUGAAAGUAUACCAGCUCCAAGUAGCUGAAGAAAUGGCAAAGGAGAUUAAGAAGAAGAUCCGAAAGAAACUCAAGGAGCAGUUGGCUUACUUUCCCUCAGAGACUUCCUUUCCUUCAGAUACUUCAUUGUAUGAUGACAAACUGAACGGUGAAAAAAGAAAAAAGAAAAAAAAGAAAGUCCCAAUCCUGUCUAAAUCUGAAACAAGUACAUUGAUCAUCUCUGAUGACCCAGCUGAAGGUGAACAAAAGAAGGAAUCUCCAGUUAGAGCAGUUACUUCAGAUUCUCAUCAAGAUGAUGAAAUAAGCUCAAAGGAACAAAAUGUAGAAGACAAUGUGCAAGAUGAUGCAAAAUCCAAACCGAAAAAAAAGAAGAAGGCUAAAACAGUUUCAGAUGAUAAUGAAGACACUGAUGGUGACGGUGUUCAUGAAAUAACAAGCCGAGAUAGUCCAGUUUAUCCCAAAUGUUUGCUUGAUGAUGACCUUGUCCUGGGAGUUUACAUUCACCGAACUGAUCGACUUAAGUCAGAUUUUAUGAUUUCUCACCCGAUGGUAAAAAUUCAUGUGGUUGAUGAGAAUACUGGUCAAUAUGUCAAGAAAGAUGAUAGUGAACGGCCUGUUUCAUCUUACUAUGAAAAAGAGAAUGUGGAUUAUAUUCUUCCUAUUAUGACACAACCAUAUGACUUUAAACAAUUAAAAUCAAGACUUCCGGAGUGGGAAGAACAAAUUAUAUUUAAUGAAAACUUUCCCUAUUUGCUUCGAGAUUUUGAUGAGAGUCCUAAAGUCAUCCUGUUCUUUGAGAUUCUUGAUUUCUUAAGCAUGGAAGAAAUUAAGAACAACUCUGAAAUUCGAAACCAAGAAUGUGGCUUCCGGAAAAUCGCCUGGGCAUUUCUCAAGCUUCUAGGAGCCAAUGGAAAUGUAAACAUCAAUUCGAAACUUCGCUUGCAGCUGUAUUACCCACCCACAAAGCCUCGAUCCCAAUCAAAUGUCAUUGAGGUUUUUGAGUGGUGGUCAAAAUGUCCAAGAAAUCGUUAUCCAUCAACGUUGUAUGUAACUGUAAGAGGAUUAAAAGUUCCAGAAUGUAUAAAGCCAUCUUACCGUUCUAUGAUGGCUCUUCAGGAAGAAAAGGGUAAACCAUUGUAUUGUGAACAACACCAUGAGGCACGUUCAGUAGACACAGAACCUGGAUUAGAAGAUUCAAAGGAAGUGGUGAAGUGGAAACGACUGCCUGGGCAGGCUUGCCGUAUCCCAAACAAGCACCUCUUCUCACUAAAUGCAGGCGAGCGAGGAUGUCUGGGUCUUGCUUUCUCCCACAAUGGAAGAAUACUAGCAGCAGCCUGUGCCAGCCGCGAUGGGUAUCCAGUUAUUUUAUAUGAAAUUCCUUCUGGACGUUUCAUGAGAGAAUUGUGUGGCCACCUCAAUAUCAUUUAUGAUCUUUGCUGGUCAGAAGAUGAUCGCUAUAUCCUUACUGCAUCAUCUGAUGGCACUGCCAGGAUAUGGAAAAAUGAAAUAAACAAUACAAAUACUUUCAGAGUUUUACCUCAUCCUUCUUUUGUUUACACGGCUAAAUUCCACCCAGCUGUAAAAGAGCUGGUGGUUACAGGAUGCUAUGAUUCUGUGAUACGUAUAUGGAAAGUUGAUAUGAGAGAGGAUCCUGCCAUAUUAAUCCGACAAUUUGACACUCACAAAAGUUUCGUCAACUCUCUCUGUUUUGAUAUUGAAGGUAAUCACAUGUAUUCAGGAGACUGCACAGGGGUGAUUGUUGUUUGGAAUACGUAUGUCAAAGCUAAUGAUGUGCAACACUCAGUGCGUCACUGGAGUGUAAAUAAGGAAAUUAAAGAGAGUGAGUUUAAGGGGAUUCCAAUAAGUUACUUGGAGGUUCAUCCCAAUGGAAAACGUUUGUUAAUUCAUACCAAAGACAGUACUUUGAGAAUUAUGGAUCUUCGAAUAUUAGCAGCAAGGAAAUUUGUAGGUGCAGCAAAUUAUCGAGAGAAGAUUCACAGUACUUUGACACCAUGUGGGACUUUUCUCUUUGCUGGAAGUGAGGAUGGUAUAGUAUAUGUUUGGAACCCAGAAACAGGAGAACAAGUAGCAAUGUAUUCUGACCUGCCAUUCAAGUCACCCAUUCGAGAUAUUGCUUAUCAUCCACUUGAAAAUAUGGUUGCAUUUUGUGCGUUUGGGCAGAAUGAGCCAAUUCUUCUAUAUAUUUAUGAUUUCCAUGUUGCCCAGCAGGAGGCUGAAAUGUUCAAACGCUACAAUGGAACAUUUCCAUUACCUGGAAUACACCAAAGUCAAGAUGCUUUAUGCACCUGCCCUAGACUGCCUCAUCAGGGCUCUUUUCAGAUUGAUGACUAUGUCCGCACUGAAAAUUCUUCAAUGAAGAUGCAGCAAGUGAAACAGAGGAUUGAUUCUGUCACAGAGGUGAUACGAGCCUGUGCUGCAAAAGUUAACAAAAAUCUCUCAUUUACUUCAACAUCAGCCUCUGCACAACAAUCGAAGUCAAAACAGUCCAACAUGCUGGACGCUCAUCAGAUUCUGCGUCAGUUUGGUUUCUCUCAAACUGGAUGUUUAAUUCCUGCAUAUACAGAUUCUGGGAAUGCAAGAUUCAUUCAUACAUUCAGGAUUAUCAGUAUAGAAAGAAAGCCUUGUAACCACCAUGUAGAUACAGCACCAACGGUAGUGGCCCUUUAUGACUACACAGCGAAUCGAUCAGAUGAACUAACCAUCCAUCGCGGAGACAUUAUCCGAGUGUUUUUCAAAGAUAAUGAAGACUGGUGGUAUGGCAGCAGAGGAAAGGGGCAGGAAGGUUAUUUUCCAGCUAAUCAUGUGGCUAGUGAAACACUCUAUCGAGAACAGCCUCCAGAGGUAAAGGAGCGAUCCCCUCCUUUAACCCCUAAGGAAAAAGCCAAAAUGGAAAAAGCUUUUUCAGCUCCACAAAAGCAGUCAUUCAAGUCCCAGGAUUUCAGACCGGGCUCAGAGUCUAUGACACAUUCUGAGGUGGGCAGAGAACAGAGCCUUGAGGACCGCAGACACAUCAUGGAUAUGCAGGGGAAGAAGAACGAACAAACCAGCCGGAAAGUCACCCUCAUAGAGUAAAGAGCUGAAGAAGAAUGAAGAGGCAAAGAACCAAAUAUACAGAAAUGAAAUGACAAAUUAAACCAAAUGGAAUUUCUCUUCAGAGUUCAGAAAUUUCAGAUGGCCAGGAAGAAAGGAAGGCUCUUCUAUUUCUUAUCCUUAUGAAAGAAUCUAGAAAAAUCAGAAGCAAGGAAUCGAUUCUGUGGAUUCAAACUAAUACAUGGACAGUAACAUUUUAUUCAAGAAACAGUAUCCCAGUCACAUAAGAGAAAAUAAAAACAUCAAGAGUCACGUCAAUCAAAAGGCUCUGCUGAGUGGCAGACUCAGUCUGUGGAUGGACCCAAUUAUCUGCAGGCGAAUUGAAUGUCAGCAUCAUUUAGGGUUAACAAUGGACCAGCUAGGCAAAAGCAGACAGCUACUCUCUGCAGAGACCUGGAAAGCAAACUUGGUAAUGAGCCUCGAGCAUUUCCUUUGGAAGGUUGGAGUUCCUCAGACUACAAACAAGAGGACACAAGGGAGUGUGGGAACCUUGAAUCUGGAAGUUUUCAUAAGAAGGGAAAGGUUCCAGGUGGUAAAGAAUAGGAUGGGUCUUGCUCAGCAGAAACAGAGCACUAUUUACAAUAUCCAAGACAUGGAGCAACCUAAAUGUCCAUCGACAGAUGAGUGGAUAAAGAAGAUUUGGUAUAUAUACACAAUGGAAUAUUAGUCAGCCAUAAUAAAGAAUGAAAUAAUGCCAUUUGCAACAACAUGAAUGGACCUAGAGAUUAUCAUACUAAGUGAAUCUCCGUUCACCAUCCUCAGGAGACAUAGCUGGCCCUUUAUGUCAUCAUGGCCCGUGUACAUCAUCAUGGCAACCAUCUCUGCCAGUGGACCUCAAGGCAUGUCUGAACUGCCAUCACAAGCUUUCUUUGUCACUGAUUUAUAGCAUCAGCCCAAAUAAUCAUCUGGCCUUCAUCCUGGCAAGAAGAAAAAGAUACACGGGGUGGUUAACAAGAAGGUAAUGUGUGUGAGUAUUUAGGUAGUAGCUAAUUAUUUUCUGACUGGAGAACCAGAUAGACUGUGGCAACACUGUUUCUAACCCCACUGCUUUAACACUUUCCUAAGUGGACAAAUGGAUGUGAAUCAGAAAGGAGGGUAAAGUGA
This is a messenger RNA of Balaenoptera ricei (Rice's whale), 5028 nucleotides long. It is a transcript of the gene AHI1, whose product is annotated as Abelson helper integration site 1. The coding region runs from base 313 to 3906 and encodes 1197 amino acids. Lineage: Eukaryota; Metazoa; Chordata; Mammalia; Artiodactyla; Balaenopteridae. Gene Ontology annotation, cellular component: ciliary basal body. The transcript is spliced from 33 exons. Gene Ontology annotation, biological process: motile cilium assembly. Gene Ontology annotation, molecular function: protein binding. The record is from RefSeq and is a predicted model, not a curated record.